CAAGAACAUCGGAACCGCGAUGGAAGAAAACCAGCGUUCUCAUCGGCUCUGCGGUUCUGCAGUUGCCCAUGUGGGGUAGGCCGAGCCAAGUAGCGCGCACUUGACAAAGUCAUCAUGCUCACUCAGACAGGCUUCGCCAUGAGCUACGGCGUAUUCCAGGAGUACUACUCAGGCAACUGGACACUGGAAGGCAGCCGCGAGGUCACUGGUAUCAUCGGCACGACGCUCAACGGAGUGACCUAUCUCUCGAUGCCGUUGCUCUUCGCGCUGUUCACGAGGCGCUGGGCGCAUUGGCGCAGGACGGCCGCUUUCUACGGUGCUUUGCUGACGGCAACUAGUUUUUUGCUCUCCUCAUUCAGUACGCAUGUGUGGCAAUUGGUCGCGACACAAGGGGUACUCGCCGCCCUAGGUACGGCGUUGAUAUUUAGCCCGACAACGCUAUCCCUUGGCGAAUGGUACAACACAAGCAACAGAGCUCUGGCCUACGGGGUGACGCUAUCCUGCAAAAACAUCGUAGGAUCGGCUUGUCCGUUUCUGAUGCGGGUGCUAUUGGACCAGUACGGCUUCCGCACGACUCUGCGGAUCUGGGCUGCAGUCGUCACCGGGAGCAGCAUCCUCGCCAUCCUCACCAUCCCAACCCAUCCCUCUGUUCUAUCUCCCGAGGCGCCCAGGGCGCGACGAAUCCCGUGGCGGUUCCUCAGACACCGCACCUUCUGGAUCUACAGCAUCGCGACCACCCUGCAGAGCUGCGGCUAUGGCCUCCCGCAGACUUAUCUGAACACUUAUGCGCACGAAGUCACGCUUCUUUCACAGACAUCAGCGACCUUACUCCUGACUCUCUUCAACAUUCCCGGCAUCGCCUCUUCGUCAUUCUUUGGUUAUCUCAGCGACAACAAGCGCUUUCCGCUCUCUGCGACAACUGUCACGGCCAUAUCUGGCAUCGUGUCGGGGCUCUCUGCGUUUCUGCUCUGGGGUCUCACAUCGCCUGGCAGCAUGGCACUUCUGGUGCUAUUUUCCAUCACCUUCGGCUUCGCUGCCGGCGGGUAUAGUGCCACGUGGGGCGGAGCUUUAAAUGAGAUGGCCUCGGAAGCUGCGCAGAGGAAUGAGGCCAUUGACACGGGAAUGGUGUAUGGUCUUCUCAAUGGAGCGAGGGGAAUCGGAUAUGUCGCCGGAGGGCUUGUGGGCGUACCGUUGCUAAAUGCUGGUCAUACCAACACGGUAGGAAGCUUCGGUUAUGGCACAAGCUACGGGCCCAUCAUUAUAUUCACGGGAUUAUCAUCAGUUUUCGGGGGAUGGGGGUUGUUGUGGAAAUGGAAGAAGAUUAUGCGAUUCUUCUGAGAUGAUCCUUCGAGGUCAAGACGCCCGUUAUUAUGGCAAGAUCUUAGUAGGAUAUCUGAAAGGUGAGGUC
Molecule: messenger RNA, 1408 nt
Organism: Truncatella angustata
Lineage: Eukaryota; Fungi; Ascomycota; Sordariomycetes; Amphisphaeriales; Sporocadaceae
Product: major facilitator superfamily domain-containing protein
Exons: 1
Coding region: 115-1338 (407 amino acids)
Biological process (GO): transmembrane transport
Cellular component (GO): fungal-type vacuole membrane
Molecular function (GO): transmembrane transporter activity
Source: RefSeq, a predicted model, not a curated record